CAAAGAGUUGUGGGAAGACGUAACGAGUCCAGAAUUCGUGGAAAAGCGGAAGCAAUUUAUUCUAGAUUCCAAGCAGCGAAACGCUCAAUACAACGGCUACUGCUUGGAUUCUAAACGUAUUCGCGAUUCGAGGGACAUAAAUCGAAAGAUGUUUUUUGAAGUCCCAGUCCCGAAGUGAAUUCAAAAUGUCUAUUUACCUCGACGAGUAUGGACACGCUCAUCGAUGCUAUGAUGAAUACGAUGAAAACCAAUAUUCUUACUCUGAUGAUGACUAUUUUGAUAAUUAUGAUGAUGACGAUUUUGAUGAUUCCUAUUACCCCGCUUAUGGGCGCCGUUCUUUAUCCCCGCCGCCCAAGGCUUUGCCAACGCUGGUCGACAGCUGCUGCAAAAUUCUUUCUGCAAAUUUCCCCAUCAGUUAUGUACAAGACCAGUGGAAAACAGUCCCAGACGAGCUUCAGUUGAAAGUGAUCUCAAGUUCUUUCCCUGCAGAGUUUCCUGCUACUGUUGGAUCAUCAAAUUCAGAUUCUUCUAAUCGUUCUUAUUGCAUACCUACCAUCAUCCAAACAGGUUGUGAAAUAAGGGCUACCGUUAUGGACAACUAUGUGACCAUUCACUUUGAUCGUGGCAAGUUCACCUCUGUAGACUGUACAUGCAACUAUCAUAAGAACAGGGCCGAGGAUGAUCCCAUGAAUAGAUGGUGCGCCCAUGUUAGGAAAGCAGUUGCUAUGCGGAUCAAUUAUCCUGAAAAGAUUAAAUAUUACCUCAGUCCUAUCAACGAGUCACUUCAGAAACUUGACAGAAUGAAGCUCCUAAAGCUAACAGGCUCUCUUCUUAAUCAAUAUACCAACAAUCCUGUUGUAGAUUCUGCUCAAGAGCAUCUCGAUCAGCUAUUCAACAAGAGCAAGAACAGCGAGGCUUUCAUCGAUGUUUCGGGUAACCCAAUUCCAUCAGCUAGUCCUUUUGUGGCUUGUUCUUCAAGCUCAUCAGGUUUUGAUUCUGUCACCCCUUUUUCGUCAUCCCUGUCGUCUAAAGGAUUCAAGAUGUAUCACGAUCUUAAAGACAAUUCGACAUCGUCUUUAAAACAGACGACAGUGAAAGAGGCUUGCGUCAGAUCGCUAGUGGACUGCUGCUGCAACGUUCUCUCUGCAAAUUUCUCGAUCAGUUAUGUACAAGACCAAUGGAAAACAGUCCCAGACGAGCUUCAGUUGAAAGUGAUCUCAAGUUCCUUCCCUGUAGAUAAAGAAAAAGUAAUGAAAAUUGCAAAUUUUGGUAGGAAAGAACACAUGUAUGGAAGCUAUAGUGACCCUUUGGAAGCUAUGUUCAAACCUAAAAACAUAAGGGACAUGAAGCAAAUUGGUUGUCGACUAAGUGCAAAGGUUGCUGGUUUCCAUUUUGUAACCAUUUUCUUUGAUCGCCGCAAGAUCACUUCUGCCCACUGCUCCUGCCAGUCACAGAGACCUUGGUGCCAACAUGUGCAAGAGACAGCUCUUGAAAGGAUUCGCCAUCCCGAGAGAGCAACCUACCACCUGCCAAUCACUGACUCACUUUAUCAAUUGAACAGAGAUGAACUUCUCAAGUUGGCAAGCAUGCUUUUGAAUUAUCCUGAUGAGAUUGAAAUGGUAGACAAUGCCUUUCAGUUGAUGGAUAAGCUGUUGAACAAGAAUGGCCAACAUUGCCAUGCAGAAAUCAAUGUCAUGGAUGGGGUGCCAGACGCUACCGCAGGACCAGGUGUUGAUGAAGAAAGUCAUUGGGUGAUAUCUAAAGCAGAUAUCUCUCAAUUCUUCAUUGCAACCUACAGAUUAGAGAAACCCCUUAUUCCUGAAAUCAAAAUAUCUUCAAACACUCCUGCCAGCCCUUCAUACACUCAAGAAUCUCAAGAGCCCCAAGAGGAAACCCGCCAUUGCAAGAGACCUUUCAGAAUCAGUAGCCCUGUAAUAAAAGGCACCUGCACGAAGCAUUUCCGCAGCAGUCACUUCCUCCCUACGAAACUUUUGGAUACAGUCUAUAGUCUGCUCUAUGAAGACAUUGACGAAGUACUCUUUAUCAUGACAAAGACCCUUGUUGAUCAUCUGGAAAAUAAUAAAUGGACAUGGAGGACAGCCUCUCUGUAUCUAUCCACAGAAAAUGAAAAUGAUUUUGCAAAAUUGUCAUGGAGGAAAGAGUCUCUGGAUCUACAUAUAACCUCGCUCGCUAUGUCGUUCACUGCUACUCCUUUCAGUUGUGGGACGCUGUGUGAUGAGCUGUCCAGACUUUGGCUGCUGGUUGUCCUCAAUCCCAAGAUGUCACACAGAAAGAAAGAAGUUCUGACUGGAUGGCUUGAGGAAUUGGAUUUGGAAAUUUGCAGGGUCUUCAAGGAUAAGCAUCUUUUGCCUUGGAUCGGUGUUGAGAUCGCUCUUAACGUUUUACGGAAUGUGGAUUUGACAAGAGACGAGCUGAGAUGCAUAACAAACGAAGAUGUUCCCUUGGCUACUGUCUCGGCAGUUAAAAUGGUCCAGUUCAACCUCCAAAAAUCAGACGUCGAACCAAAUGAGCAAAGGGUUCGGCAGCCGCACACAAUAAGGAUUGGCACCGUGGAUUUGGAAAUUCAGACAUGGUGUGCCAUUAUCCAAGCAUUGCAGUUUCGUCAAUGCGAUGCUGCGGCUACAAACUUGGCAUUUGAAAUCUCUGCAGCUUUGGUGAGCUGCUUCUUGGGUCAGAUCCUUGGUCACUGCGACACUGACAAGUUGCCCUUCACGUUAUGUGAUCUCGCUGGCAGAUCUGACUCCAAGUCGUACAGUCUUGAAGCAAUGGAAGACGAGAAAGAGAGCAAACGCCCAGAACCUAUUUGGCCACGAGAUACCAUUGUGGACGUCUCCACAUUUGCUUUCCUGUUUGAUGUCCUGAGUGUGGAUGAAAGAUUGACACAAGCGGCAUUUGCACAUCAUCGCAAGUGUAUUCUGAAAAGGCCUGACCACGACGAGGAAGCCAUGAGAGGAAUACAUUCGGGAAAUGAGAUCCGGGAUCUUAUAGGACUGAUUGGGCUGUUUCUUCCAAGAGUGCCUCUGCCUUUAACUGACACUGAUCAGUUUGACGCUGAUAAUUGGCUCGCAGUUCAACUGAUGUCCAGACCAAUCACUCUGAAUUGGAUGGUUCUCUGUCAGAUAGCACAGUUCGUCCGCGACCACACAGCACACUGGUACCUGGCCCCGCCCAGCUCGCUCAUUCGGGUCAUCCUGUACCACGCCCCUUCGGACGCAGAAACCCUGAAGCUGGUUCUAGGACCUGUACUUUGUUGUCUUAGCUUUCCUUGUCCCAAGGCGGCGGAGACGAAGUAUUUAGUGCUUUUGAAUUCACUGAAUUCUCAACUCGUUGAAGAACUAGCAGUAUUGGCGAUCCUCAGAUUAAGCGACUAUGUAGAUCUCCAGAAGAUACUUGACGCAAUCUUUACCCAAAAUGGAUACCUUAGAGAGAAGUUAUUCAACAUUGCCAAGUCUCUACGAAUCAGAAUGCUCCACAGUCCCAUCAGUGUACAAUGUGACACCGAUAGAUUGUCGUACGUAGCAAGAGCUUUGAAGGUCAAAAAAAGUGAGAUUACUUUACGUUCUUACUCUCCGGACCAUGAUAAUCAAGCCAAAGAGCAGAAAUUGAUGCGGCCCAUAUUCGAGCUAUUAACCGAUAGAUUGUCGUACCUAGCAAGAGCUUUGAAGGUCAAAAAAAGUGAGAUUACUUUACGUUCUUACUGUCCGGACCAUGAUAUUCAAGCCGAAAAGCAGAAAUUGAUGCGGCCCAUAUUCAAGCUAUCAGAGCACAGUCUGAGACUGAGCAAGUCGUGCAAGGGAUAUUCCAGGUCUAACGAUCUAAGCUGGCUGACGGAGCGAGUUCUGGAGAUGGGAGAGCAAGGAUUCUCUUUCUUCCUCACUUGCCUUGGUGGUGACUUGAGUGAGAUGAUAACAGCUGGAGAGGCUUUUCAGAUGUGCGAAAAGUUCCUUGAGAAAUUCAAAAUCUUCUUCCCGCUGGAUGCGCCAAACAAAAAGACACCGGAUCGUCCUGAGGGGGCAACUGCUUUGGUCAAUGGCAUCUUGGAGCUUUUCACAGAUGUAGCAUACAAGAAUUCAAACUGGAGUGAAAUUGAACUUUGCAUUUCAAGUAUGUCGUCCUCUCUGGUCCCCUGGAUGGCUCAGCAUCUCCGUGUGAUAGCCCCUGACAAGCAAGUACCGUCAAGCAUCCUACUAUCUACUUCCGAGAAAACGUUCAAUUACUUUAAGCAGAAUUUUCGGUCUUCAAGGGUCUUUUCCAUGUCUCUUCAACAAGAUGUGUAUGACAACACGAUCCCUCCGUUGGUUGACCUGGCUUUUGAUCUAGGCGUCCUGGGAUUGAAAGCUUUCUCUAGCGAGUCUCGCACGGAUGAUGACACGACAGACAAGAUGCGUAGUUACAUCAGUAACUUUUGUGACCAUGAUAAUCAAGCCGACGAGCAGAAAUUGAUGCGACUCAUAUUCAAGCUAUCAGAGCUUAGUCUGAGACUGAGCAAGUCGUGCAAGGGAUAUUCCAGGUCUAACGAUCUAAGCUGGCUGACGGAGCGAGUUCUGGAGAUGGGAGAGCAAGGAUUUUCUUUCUUCCUCACUUGCCUUUGUGGUGACUUGAGUGAGAUGAUAACAGCUCGAGAGGCUUUUCAGAUGUGCGAAAAGUUCCUUGAGAAAUUCAAAAUCUUCUUCCCGCUAGAUGCGCCAAAUAAAAAGACACCGGAUCGUCCUGAGGGGGCAACUGCUUUGGUCAAUGGCAUCUUGGAGCUUUUCACAGAUGAAGCAUACAAGAAUUCAAACUGGAGUGAAAUUGAACUUCACAUUUCAAGUAUGUCGUCCUCUCUGGUCCCCUGGAUGGCUCAGCAUCUCCGUGUGAUAGCCCCUGACAAGCAAGUACCGUCAAGCAUCCUACUAUCUACUUCCGAGAAAACGUUUAAUUACUUUAAGCAGAAUUUUCGGUCUUCAAGGGUCUUUUCCAUGUCUCUUCAACAAGAUGUGUAUGAAAACACGAUCCCUCCGUUGGUUGACCUGGCUUUUGAUCUAGGCGUCCUGGGAUUGAAAGCUUUCUCUAGCGAGUCUCGCACCGAUGAUGACACGACAGACAAGAUGCGUAGUUACAUCAGUAACUUUUGUGACCAAGAUAAUCAAGCCGACGAGCAGAAAUUGAUGCGACUCAUAUUCAAGCUAUCAGAGCUUAGUCUGAGACUGAGCAAGUCGUGCAAGGGAUAUUCCAGGUCUAACGAUCUAAGCUGGCUGACGGAGCGAGUUCUGGAGAUGGGAGAGCAAGGAUUCUCUUUCUUCCUCACUUGCCUUGGUGGUGACUUGAGUGAGAUGUUAACAGCUCGAGAGGCUUUUCAGAUGUGCGAAAAGUUCCUUGAGAAAUUCAAAAUCUUCUUCCCGCUGGAUGCGCCAAACAAAAAGACACCGGAUCGUCCUGAGGGGGCAACUGCUUUGUUCAAUGGCAUCUUGGAGCCUUUCACAGAUGUAGCAUACAAGAAUUCAAACUGGAGUGAAAUUGAACUUUGCAUUUCAAGUAUGUCGUCCUCUCUGUUUCUCUGGAUGGCUCAGCAUCUCCGUGUGAUAGCCCCUGACAAGCAAGUACCGUCAAGCAUCCUACUAUCUACUUCCAAGAAAACGUUCAAUUACUUUAAGCAGAAUUUUCAGUCUUCAAGGGUCUUUUCCAUGUCUCUUCAACAAGAUGUGUAUGAAGACACGACCCCUUUGUUGGUUGACCUGGCUUUUGAUCUAGGCGUCCUGGGAUUGAAAGCUUUCUCUAGCGAGUCUCGCACCGAUGAUGACACGACAGACAAGAUGCGUAGUUACAUCAGUAACUUUUGUGACCAUGAUAAUCAAGCCGACGAGCAGAAAUUGAUGCGACUCAUAUUCAAGCUAUCAGAGCUUAGUCUGAGACUGAGCAAGUCGUGCAAGGGAUAUUCCAGGUUUAACGAUCUAAGCUGGCUGACGGAGCGAGUUCUGGAGAUGGGAGAGCAAGGAUUCUCUUUCUUCCUCACUUGCCUUUGUGGUGACUUGAGUGAGAUGAUAACAGCUGGAGAGGCUUUUCAGAUGUGCGAAAAGUUCCUUGAGAAAUUCAAAAUCUUCUUCCCGCUGGAUGCGCCAAACAAAAAGACACCGGAUCGUCCUGAGGGGGCAACUGCUUUGUUCACUAGCGUCUUGGAGCCUUUCACAGAUGUAGCAUACAAGAAUUCAAACUGGAGUGAAAUUGAACUUUGCAUUUCAAGUAUGUCGUACUCUCUGGUCACCUGGAUGGCUCAAUAUCUCCGUGUGAUAGCCCCUGACAAGCAAGUACCGUCAAGCAUCCUACUAUCUACUUCCAAGAAAACGUUCAAUUACUUUAAACAGAUAUCCACAGCGUUUGCUAAUUCAAAGCAGAAUUUUCAGUCUUCUAGUGUCGAGGAAGAAGACGGUUCCAUGUCUCUUCAACAAGAUGUGUAUGAAGACACGACCCCUUUGUUGGUUGACCUGGCUUUUGAUCUAGGCGUCCUGGGAUUGAAAGCUUUCUCUAGCGAGUCUCGCACGGAUGAUGACACGACAGACAAGAUGCGUAGUUACAUCAGUAACUUUUGUGACCAAGAUAAUCAAGCCGACGAGCAGAAAUUGAUGCGACUCAUAUUCAAGCUAUCAGAGCUUAGUCUGAGACUGAGCAAGUCGUGCAAGGAAUAUUCCAGGUCUAACGAUCUAAGCUGGCUGACAGAGCGAGUUCUGGAGAUGGGAGAGCAAGGAUUCUCUUUCUUCCUCACUUGCCUUUGUGGUGACUUGAGUGAGAUGAUAACAGUUGAAGAGUCUUUUCAGAUGUGCAAAAAGUUCCUUGAGAAAUUCAAAAUCUUCUUCCCGCUGGAUGCGCCAAACAAAAAGACACCGGAUCGUCCUGAGGGGGCAACUGCUUUGGUUAAUGGCAUCUUGGAGCCUUUCACAGAUGUAGCAUACAAGAAUUCAAACUGGAGUGAAAUUGAACUUCACAUUUCAAGUAUAUCGUCCUCUCUGUUUCCCUGGAUGGCUCAGCAUCUCCGUGUGAUAGCCCCUGACAAGCAAGUACCGUCAAGCAUCCUACUAUAUACUUCCGAGAAAACGUUCAAUUACUUUAAACAGAAAUUUCAGUCUUCCAGUGUCGGUUCCAUGUUUCUUCAACAAGAUGUGUAUGAAGACACGACCCCUCCGUUGGUUGACCUGGCUUUUGAUCUAGGCGUCCUGGGAUUGAAAGCUUUCUCUAGCGAGUCUCGCACGGAUGAUGACACGACAAAGAAGAUGUGGAGUUACAUGAGAAAUUUUUGUGAGCUUGUUAGCUACAUAGGUCAAAAGAGAUGGUCAGAGAAUUUGGAACGCACAAGGGAAAACAUCAAAGAGCGGCGAAGGUUGGCAAGACGAAGAGGUUUGCGCGCUGUAACGCACGGUAUCGUUGCUUCAACCGCGUUUUGGCGGUCAAACUCCGAGCUCGAGAGUGCUUACCUCUCUCCGUUUGUUGACGCAUUGAUAGAAGCCGUGUGCGACCCAAUGCUGCUUGACCACUGCUUGCGAGAGGUAUCUACUAGUCUGUAUUCGGAUCACAAUAAACGAAACUGGGAAGAUUUCCAAGUCAGUCGUGCUGUUGAUUGCUCCUCUUCACUCAGCAAGCUGCUCGUAAAGACGAUAGAAGCAUUCAAAAAACGUGUCCUUGGCCCGAAGACAAAGGAACUUGUAACUAAGUUCAUUAACCAACCGAACAAGCCUCCCCACAGAAACGCGAGUGAGGAGUUCAGUCUCGAAUUGAGAUCUUAUCGACCACAGGGGCACAAGUACAGUCUGGUUGAAAUCCUAAUGGCUGCGAAGGGCGUGAUCAAUACAAGAGAUCCAUCCGGUAGCACAUAUCGAGAGCUAGUGACUAGCCUAGUGACGCAGGAACCCGCCUUGAAAGAUUUCGUCAAGUUCUGAGUCACGAUUUCUAGAUAGCGAUCAGUGAUGGCGGUAGUUGGGGAGGUGGGGGGGGGGGGGGAUUAGUGGGGGGAUGGGGUUGGGCCAAGACCCCCCACCCCACCCCACACAACCUCUUACUAAUCAGCAGUAUUGCUGUGUUUAUCAAGGGUUGUCAUGCAGAUCCCUCGACUAAAAAGAAAAACUAGCCUCGUAUUUAAGGUAUGUAGUCUGUAGUAGACGCACUCUAGGUAGUGCGUAUCUAGUUUGGUGGGUCCUUUUUGUUAGGAUAAGCACAUGGUUAACGUUCUGUAACCUGUAAGGGCCAGUGUAUCCAUAGUCCAGACCUGGGACUCUCUUUGCGCUCGACAUUCUGGCUCGCGUGAAAGAGGGUCCAGUAUUUAAUGCAUGCGCAUGCGCGAAAAUACACCGCAUAUAUGCGGUGUGGCCUGGUUGCUUAGUUCAAGAUGGCUGCGAAAGGGAAGAGCGAGGGUGUAUUUCAGAAAUAAUACGCUGAUUUUGGUCGUGGGUAAAUACUUGAUUGUCAGUCUUUUCUGAGAACAGGACAGAUGAUAAUUAGAGUCUGGAAAAUUAUCAAUCAAAGAGCUUUUCCGUUUUCGUUAUUUUAGCGCGGGAAUCGACCCUCCUUAGGCACGUUCGUUAUUGCGCGCGCUCGUAUUUCAACUUUGUCCGUGAAGAUCGCUGAUUGGUACAUGUUCGCGCAUGCGCAUGCAAUAAAUACUGGACCCUCUUUCACGCGAGCCAGAAUGUCGAGCGCAAAGAGAGUCCCAGGUCUGGACUAGUGUAUCCAAAGCAUGAAUACUUUUCGAUUAACAUAUCUAAGUAUAGUCAUAGUUUGAUAGAAAGAAACGUUGCAGUGAAACUUAAAUAUCAUCUCUAAGGUCGGUGAGGUUAGUUAAGUCAGAAACAGUAAUGUUCAGGGUUCAUAUAUAAGUAGUUACUUGAAUGAAUUAUUAUUGAGCUGUCAUUUUCUCUAUUACUAUUUUGAAUUUUUAGAUUUUUUUAUCACAUUAAUAACUUGCUUUUACCACAAACCCACAUAUCCAGUAUUCAGUGGUUGUAAAUAAUGGAAUAAAAAUUCCUGCAAAAAAUUUCUUAAUGUUUCUGGAUCGUGCCCAGCCCCCAAAAUAGUAUUUUUCCUCGCGAACAGCUAUCAGGGAACGGGGAGAUCUAUAGGUAGAAAUGAUGGUAUAACUCUAGUCAAAAUCGCAUGGUAAUGUGAUAAUUUCACGUGUCCUCAGUAAUAUAGUAACAUAUUUAUAUACCUGAGCACUAUUCGAGAAUGCUUAUAGACUGUCUUAGCCCCUCCGUUGGCGAACGUCAGUAAAAAUACGAAGAAAAUCGGCCCUAGCCUAUGUACAGCGCUAACUACCCUGACAACAGGCAUUGUUGCUAGGUUAGUUAGCGGUUGUACACAGGCUAAAUAGGACCGUGACGCGCGCGGUUCCAGCUCACCACAGGUAUGUUUUCGCAUAAGUUAAUCGCUCUGAUCGCCACACGGGGAGAACCACCGAAAGAAGGGGGUCCCCACCCCUGUGGCGUGACAAACCUAUGGCCUGUGGUGACCUGGGACCGGCGCGCGCAACACGCGUAUUCUCAUUUUUACUGACGCUCGCCAAAGGAGGGGCUGCAAGUAGUCUAGAAUGCUAAAAUAUUUGUUAAACCCCGCCAGUUAAAUUCAAAUCUACAGUAGUUUCA
Molecule: messenger RNA, 9626 nt
Organism: Nematostella vectensis (starlet sea anemone)
Lineage: Eukaryota; Metazoa; Cnidaria; Anthozoa; Actiniaria; Edwardsiidae
Exons: 37
Coding region: 186-7928 (2580 amino acids)
Cellular component (GO): Cul2-RING ubiquitin ligase complex
Source: RefSeq, a predicted model, not a curated record